Messenger RNA from Funneliformis geosporum, 876 nucleotides. The record is from the annotation of a GenBank genome assembly. Lineage: Eukaryota; Fungi; Glomeromycota; Glomeromycetes; Glomerales; Glomeraceae.
AUGUACAUCUAUUUUGGCUGGAUGCAUUAUGAUCCUUAUGCUAUCUACAAGGCAUUUUACCUCGUAGCGGAGACGGAACUUAAGUUUGGAACUCAGUUAACAAGGUCGAUGAUUCAAAUUAUCCCACCACAGCCCGCACGAACACCAGUUGCUAUUAUUGGAACAUUGUUUGCCGGUGUAGGACUUUAUGACGCCCUCAACGAUGCUGACGUUGAGGUCCAAAGACUCCUUUUCCAUAAUGAAGACAUGUCUCGUAAAACGUCUGGUGGAAUACCUAUUAAUGAUGAUAAUGAUUUGACAAUUAUGCAUGUGCAAAUUAAAAACAAAAUGCUUACCUUCCGCGUUGCUACAAUGACCCGCGUGGGUGAAAACCCGAUUUUUCUAAGCUCCAUAAUAGACCAAGAAAACCUUUUCACAAAAAUUAUGGAGAUUUCAUGGACAAAAUUGGAAAAUCAAGUCAUUCAAGCAUGCAAGUUUGUGAAGAUUUCGAAUCUCGUUCCCAUUGACAACGCCGCUCAAAAACUCUCUGACCUUUCCGAAGAGAGCUCAUAUCGGGAUGUGAUACUUUUCCAAUUUACCAACACUAUCAACACCAUAUUGAUCCACGCUUAUGUUGCAAAUUGUACUCGCAACUACGAUGUUAUCACUAUUCCAAAAUCCAAACUUAUGGUUCUGAAAAUGACCAAAUGCCGUAUUGAUAUUGAUGACAAAUACCGCACAAGCUUUUCGACUGGCGGAUUAAGCGAAAAUAAGACCUAUGAAAUGAUAAUGAAGAAUGGUGGCUAUUAUGCCUAUAGCUGGCGCGUAGGUUGGCCGAUUUUUGCUUAUAUGCUCCAGGACUUGUCAAAUGAGGGUGAUACAAAAGUAUUGAUGUAG